This is a messenger RNA of Drosophila rhopaloa, 1038 nucleotides long. RefSeq lists its product as uncharacterized. The coding region runs from base 99 to 884 and encodes 261 amino acids. The record is from RefSeq and is a predicted model, not a curated record. Lineage: Eukaryota; Metazoa; Arthropoda; Insecta; Diptera; Drosophilidae. The transcript has a single exon.
AUUUAUUCACAUACCAAAUUCAUAUACCAAUUCGAGAACCAAAUCCCAGAAAUAUUUUCAGCAACUCCAAAAUUUUUAAGUUCGCCAUAUUUAAAACCAUGAUUUAUGCGAACGUGGUGCGCCUGAUUUCCCUACUGGUGGGCUGUUUAUACCCGGCAUUCGCGUCCUACAAGAUCCUGAAUGGUCAGAGGCGAAGCGAUGAGGUUGAACUCCGCAGGUGGUUGUCGUACUGGAUCGUUUAUGGUGUUUACGUGGUUUUUGAUUACAUAACAGCCAGUCUGGUGACAUUCAUUCCGUUCUUAAACGAGAUCAAGCUUCUCUUCCUCUUCUGGCUGCUACCCACAGUGGGUGGCGGCAAUGAGGUGAUCUAUGAGGAGUUCCUGCGGUCCUUUUUCAGCAACAAUGAAUUCUCCAUUGACCAGGUCGUCACCCAUGCCACUUUGACAGGGGGUGAAUUAGUGGGCCAACUUUUGGGCUCUGUUCUUGGGCAACUGAUGGCCAUUGCGGACAGCUGGUUCCUAUCCCGCGGACAACGCCCACCCCUUCAUAUCACGCCCAGCAUCGAGGAUCUCGUCAACGACGUGAUAGCCAAAAGGCAGUUGAAGGAAAAACGAAAGCAGCAGGAAAACCUAUCUGAUACCAUUAAUGAAGUCCUGGGAGAAAAGAGUGAUAGGAAUAGCACUUUGGCUAGUUUGGAUUUACUAGACGAAUCGGAAUCGGAUCUGCUGAUCCUUAAAAAUCAUAUUGCCAGUCCCAAAGAUAAACCCCAAACCCCGCCGAAGCCAAUGCGUCCGUCAUCCCUUUGUAACCAGGAAAUGGAUCUUAAGGCGGGGUUCAAUCAAAAUCGAUAUAAUCCUUUACCCGCAGAAGUUGAAUUAUCAUAGAAAAAAGUUUCAAUCAGCAAAAUUAUUCGAAUUCACAAUUUUGUUUAACACACAAAAGUGUUAAAUUAGAUUAAUACACAUUUACCCUGUAUCCAAAUUGCAAAAAUAAGCUAACAGUACCGUUAAACAAUAAAUUUACAAGCAACCCCAGAAA